GAAAGUUUAUAUGAAAAAAUGGAUCCCAAGACAAGGCCGAUCACGUGGUCUCCACCGAAAGCAGCCAUUGGCCAAAACCACAGAGAAGGCGUUCCGACGGCGGCGGCGUGGGUUCGCUUGAGUGACACAAUUAUAACAAGUUUGAGCUGGCGAAUAGGGGGAAGUUUGAGAUAUUACUAAAUAACAAUUUGCCGUUAAAUCCUGCAUCGCUCGUUCUGCAUGCAUUUUGGUGUACCUUGCGACUCAUUUAUGUCGAGGACAAUGUGAAAACGGGGGUGUUCCGAGGAAAUUAUUUUCCGUCUAUUCUUUUUUGCGUUUGGAUCCACGCAAAAAGGUGCUCGGCUUGCGGUGCGUAAAUAUCUUCGCUGGAGUUUUUUGUCUAUGAAAUCGUGCGGAGUGUCAGUGGCCGCUGUAGCUCGCGCUGCUGCUGGUGAUGGUGAUGAGGAAAAGAAAAUGGCGGCGGGAAAAGCGAGUGAAACCGAGGAGGACUUUCCGAAGCUUACGCCGCAAGAAAGGGAGCGCUUAGCCAGCGUAGACAGCACACUGUUUGGAUUUCAGAGGCUUCAUGAAGAUGGCGCCAGAACGAAGGCCUUGCUGUUAAAGGCUGUUCGCUGCUAUGACGUCUACAUCUUAAAAGCUGAAGGGAAAGUGGAGCCAGAGGUGUUUUGCCAGUUAGGUCACUUCAACCUUUUACUGGAAGAUUAUCCUAAAGCAUUAUCUGCAUACCAGAGAUACUACAGUUUACAGUCAGACUACUGGAAGAAUGCUGCCUUUUUAUAUGGCCUUGGUUUGGUUUACUUCCAUUACAAUGCUUUUCACUGGGCAGUGCAGCGCACCCCCUCAGAUGCCCAUUCUGGACAGAGAAGGGCGAUUAAAGCAUUUCAGGAGGUGCUUUACAUUGACCCUAGUUUCUCAAGAGCCAAGGAGAUCCAUCUGCGACUCGGCCUGAUGUUUAAAGUCAACACAGACUACGAGUCGAGCCUCAAGCAUUUUCAGCUGGCAUUGAUUGACUCCACACCCUGCACUUUGUCCAAAGCUGAAAUUCAGUUCCACAUCGCUCAUGUAUAUGAAAUUCAGAAGAAAUAUCGUAUCGCAAAGGAAGCUUACGAGAGUCUGUUACAAACAGAGAAUCUCCCUGCACAGGUGAAGGCAACUACGCUCCAACAAUUAGGCUGGAUGCAUCACACGGUCGAACAGUUGGGAGAUAAAGCCAACAAGAACAGCUAUGCUAUUCAGUGUCUGCAGAAGUCCCUAGAAGCAGACCCCAAUUCGGGACAGUCUUGGUAUUUCUUGGGCAGGUGCUACUCAAAUAUUGGGAAGGUCCAAGAUGCCUUCAUAUCUUACCGACAGUCUAUUGAUAAGUCUGAGGCCAGUGCAGAUACAUGGUGCUCAAUUGGUGUGUUGUAUCAGCAGCAGAACCAGCCGAUGGAUGCACUGCAGGCAUAUAUCUGUGCAGUGCAACUGGACCACAGCCAUGCGGCCGCCUGGAUGGACCUGGGCACACUCUACGAGUCCUGCAACCAGCCGCAGGAUGCCAUCAAGUGCUACAUCAAUGCCACGUGCAGCAAGUCCUGCAGUAACAUCCCAGCUCUCACCGCUCGCAUUAAAUGCCUCCAGGCUCAGUUGUGUAAUCUUCAGCAAGGUAGUUUACCAAGUAAAAGUAAAAUGCUCCCUAGUAUUGAGGAGGCAUGGAGCCUACCAAUCCCAGCAGAGCUCACCUCCAGACAGGGAGCGCUCAACACAACACAACAGCAGACCACCUGCAAAGCUCAUCAGAGCAAUGAAGACCAGUCCCAAAUCCCAGGCCAGUCUCUUCCCCCUCAUAUAGUCUCUGGCCAGACUGAUGACCAGUCCAGCCUAGCCAAAAGGAAGAGGACUGCAAGUCCAGCCAGGUCUCACCAUCAGAAUUCACCAGAUUCCUGGGAAAAUGAUCCAGGUCAUCGUCAAGUCCCCAACUUGAGUUUAACCCCACAGAAGCUUCAGAUGAGGCUGAAUGCUAUGGGUCAGAUACGACCCAGUGUGUCCAACGGUCCUAUAGCCAACCCCUCACUGCCUAUGAACUCUAAUUCCACAUCCUCCUCUCACCAUCCACACUUUGCUCUUUUCUGCACACCAUCCGCCCACUCACGAUGCGCUGCUCAGCCAAUAGCCAACGGACCUGUCCCUGCAAGCCCCACCCCAUGCACGGCUGGAACCUUGGGUAACACAGAUGCCGUCUCUGUGGGCAAUAAUCACCUCCCAGGAUCGGGGAGCAACGGAAACGUGCCUUACUUGCAGCAAAACACACUACCUCAAAACUGCACAACCCCCACCAGCAGCAGCAUGGAUGAUGAACCGUGGAAAAGCCAACACAUCAACUCCACUCAGGGGCUUCAGAAGAGUCCAGGUUCAUAUUCAGCAGGUCCCAAUGGCGAGCAGCCUUCCUCUUCCGCUGAGACGUCCCAGCCUACCCCGGCAGCCGGCACUGGCGUUCCAAAUCAGGUCGGACCUUCGGCCACAGCCAGCGGCACGUUAGCGCAAGAGGCCAGUCACAAUCAUCUCCGCUCCUCUAGCUCCCCUCACUCUGCUACCUCAGGUGGACAGCAAGGCAUGGUGCACACCAAAGAGAGAAAGCCUUCAGGAAACGGGCAUUCCGCAGGGACGCCUAACAGCACUGCCACUGCAGAAGGACUGCCUAAUCACGUCCAUCAUGGCCAGACAAACGCUGCUGGGGCGAAACCCUGCUCACCAGCUGUACUUAGUUCAGACAAUCCUCAGCUCUCUGCCUUGUUGAUUGGAAAAGCCAAUGAUAGUAAUAAAAGUAAUGGUGGUGGGUUGACUGCUGCCGGCACAAAGGUUAACAACAUUCUCCCAAGUCUGCACCAGGGGCUAAAGGCGCAGGGAAACUCGGUGGCCUCCUCCCCGUGUUCUGCCAUGUCCACGGCCACACCCUCACCCAAAUCAGCAGACCAUCACAGCACUCAGAACAGUGUUAACAGCCUUAACAGCCCCAUACUCAAUGGCAAAGGUCUGGAGUACUCUCAGAGCCCCUUGAAGGUGGCAUCUCCGCUGGUUUGUCAUAAACCCAAGCCUCACUCGUUCACCCCGUGGUCUUCUGUCUCCAUCUACCCCAGCUCCAGUGACGUGCUCAAAGCAUGCAGAAACCUGGGGAAGAAUGGUGUGUCCAGUAACAGCAUCUUGCUAGACAAGUGUCCCCCUCCACGGUUACCACCUGCACCCUUCCCUCUUCUGCCAAAGGACAAGCUCAAUCCUCCCACCCCUAGUAUUUAUUUGGAGAACAAGAGGGACGCUUUCUUUCCGCCGCUACACCAGUUCUGCACAAACGCAGCCAACCCCGCUACAGUGAUCCGUGGCCUGGCUGGAGCACUCAAACUAGACCUAGGAUUGUUCUCUACCAAGACUCUGGUGGAUGCCAACCCAGAGCACCUGGUGGAGGUGAGGACUCAGUUAUCUCAGCCCACUGAUGAGAACUGGGAUGUGACGGGAAGCAGAAAGAUGUGGUGUUUUGAGAGCAGUCGGUCUCACACCACCAUCGCUAGAUACGCUCAGUACCAGGCCUCGUCUUUCCAGGAAUCAUUGCGGGAGGAAAAUGAAAAGAAAGGGCAGAAAGACCACUCAGACACAGAAUCUGCUCCGUCAGAAAAUGUGGUCCACAGAAGAAGAGGUCCCUUUAAGCAUAUCAAGUUUGGGACCAACAUUGACUUGUCAGAUGAGAAAAAAUGGAAGCUGCAGCUGGCUGAGUUGAGUAAGCUGCCUGCCUUCGUGCGGGUGGUGUCUGCAGGGAAUCUGCUCAGUCAUGUGGGCCACACCAUUCUCGGCAUGAACACAGUCCAGCUCUAUAUGAAGGUCCCAGGCAGCAGGACACCAGGUCAUCAAGAAAAUAACAACUUCUGCUCUGUGAACAUUAACAUCGGCCCUGGAGAUUGUGAAUGGUUUGCUGUUCCUGAGUCGUACUGGGGUGUCAUAAAUGACUUCUGUGAAAAGAAUAAUAUAAAUUACCUAAUGGGCUCAUGGUGGCCAAAUCUAGAGGACUUGUAUGAGGCCGAUGUUCCAGUGUAUCGCUUUAUCCAGCGACCAGGUGAUCUGGUCUGGCUCAAUACAGGCACUGUGCAUUGGGUUCAGGCUAUUGGCUGGUGCAACAACAUUGCCUGGAAUGUAGGACCACUCACUGCGCAUCAGUACAAGUUAGCUGUGGAACGCUUUGAGUGGAACAAACUCCAGAGUGUCAAAUCCAUCGUUCCCAUGAUUCACCUCUCUUGGAACAUGGCCAGGAACAUCAAAGUGUCAGACCACAAACUCUUUGAGAUGAUCAAGUAUUGUUUGUUGAGGACACUAAAGCAGUGUCAGACGUUGAGGGAGGCGCUUAUAGCUGCUGGAAAAGAGCUAGUUUGGCAUGGAAGGACCAAGGAUGAACCUGCUCACUACUGCAGCAUCUGUGAGGUGGAGGUCUUUGAUCUGCUGUUUGUCACCAGUGAGAGUAACUCAUGUAAAACGUACGUGGUGCACUGCCAGGGCUGUGCUCGGAGAUGCAGCCCUAACCUUGAGAACUUUGUGGUUUUAGAGCAGUACAGAAUUGAGGACCUCACGCACGUGUGUGACCAGUUCACAUUAGCCCCACCCCUGCCCUCCUCCUCAACUUGACGUUAACAUUAACGGUUCUUCGGAUAACACCCUGGAACGCAAUGCAACGCAUCUCUUUCUGAUAUUCAGGAGACCUGACCCAGUUCCACACCACUGGUUUCUGUAGCAAACCCCACAAGGCUGCUGGUUCUAAGCUGUGUGUCUAUGCAACCUUGCCAAGCAUGGAGUUUCGGCCCACCGGAGUGAAGUGGGAUCGUCUCCAUCUUCAGGACUGUUUCAGCUUGUUCAGCACCACUUCUCUUUGAAACACAAACUACAAAUAGACUAAUUGCUGAGGGAAAAUGGUUUUGUGUAUAUACCACAAAUGGCAAAAUCACUCAAAACUACUGACUCUUCUUUUUUUUUAAUUUGACUGUUUUUGUCUUCUGUACUUCAUGUACAAGCUAAUACAUGAUUUUCUUUCAAUGUUAUUUCCUAUAAGUACUACCGUAGCUGGGCUUUUUUGUUCAAAAUUUUCUUUAGGUAACAAAAAAGAUACAUUUGUAAUGUGAAUUUUUUUUAUUUUUUUUAAUAUUUUUGUCUCUUUUUCUUAAGGAAAAAGUUAAGUUGGGGGGGGGUAGCCAAGUCACAAAGAAAAAUGGGUUGCACAUAGACUAAGGAAUAAAUUUAAUUUGUGUUUUUUUUGUGUGUGUUAGUUCUAAUCUUGUAAAUUUACACUAUUUAUAUAUUUAUUGCUUGAAAAUAUUUGUUGAUGGAAUGCUAUUAUUUUUUUUCAGAGUUCCUGCCAUUAAAUUUUAUGGAGUAAUGUCAUUUUGAACAUUUCUCUUUUUACAUUUUCUAUACAUGAAUUAAACUGCUUAGCAAGCAUUGUACAGAAACAUGAAGAUUGAUAUGGUUUAUGGUUUACUAAUCAGAGUUGUCUUUGUAAUUAAAAUAUUAUUCUUUUGUGAUGAAAUUCCUUGUCUCGUCGUC
This is a messenger RNA of Sinocyclocheilus grahami, 5553 nucleotides long. RefSeq names its product lysine (K)-specific demethylase 6A (gene kdm6a). The transcript is spliced from 30 exons. Gene Ontology annotation, molecular function: RNA polymerase II cis-regulatory region sequence-specific DNA binding; chromatin DNA binding; histone H3K27me2/H3K27me3 demethylase activity. Gene Ontology annotation, biological process: regulation of gene expression; heart development. Gene Ontology annotation, cellular component: MLL3/4 complex. The record is from RefSeq and is a predicted model, not a curated record. Lineage: Eukaryota; Metazoa; Chordata; Actinopteri; Cypriniformes; Cyprinidae. The coding region runs from base 382 to 4641 and encodes 1419 amino acids.